UCUGUAGGUUAAAUUCCCCAAGCCGGACGAACGCUGGGUUGGUUAAAAUUGGACAAGGGUGGCUUACGGACUGUUGUUUUCAUUCCAUAAUAUUGAAACAGAAAUGGCAUUGAAUGUAAAAGUGAAUCUUCCUGAUCAAAGCUGUAAUGCAAAUUCUGUAAUACACUCUAUGCCCUGUAAGAUACAUCACGACGGGGAAGCAAACAUUACAGGAUUUUUUUCCCCGUACGUUGAAAACAAGGACACAGAUUUUAUUGACAAAGCUGAUACAGUCUUAGAAGCUUCAUUCCGUGGAUAUCCUUUGCAAGGCAAGAAAAUCAAAAUACCUAACAGUUUUAAGGGAAUUGUUGUUAAUGAAAUGAAGAAGCCUUUAACUGACAUGGAACCAAGAAAUCUCAAUAUCAAAAAGACUUUCUGCGAAAUAACCUAUUGGAACUGGGAUUGCUUUCCAAACAAAAAUGAUUCAAUUCACCAGUCUGUGGAUUGGCUGCUAUUAUCAAAAAUGAUCCAUGAAACAGCUUAGUUCUGACUUCCAGCACAAGCUAUCUACCCAGCUUUAUUGUAAUUUUUGAUAUUUUCUGUACAUGCCUUAUUGUGAGUGACACACGAGUAUCCCUUUUCAAAGAUUGGUUAAUGAAAUCAUUAUUCUGCGUGUUGAGCAUGGAAUUGUCUAUAAAAUCUUCAUCCUUUUCAUCAAUUCCAUGUAAAUAGUUCUCAUAUAUGUCUCCUUGUUGAAUUAGUAGGCUACGUGGCUCAAGGAACAAAGAGAAUGCAAUCUUUUCUCUUUCUUCAGAUUUGUAGAAGUUAAGGACUGUGUGGGAACCAAGAUUAAUAGUGGCUAUUGUGGAUGAGUAUAAUGGUCCAUCUAAGUGAGGCUUCACAAACAAUAAAUAAUAGGAAGUUUUCCAAUA
Molecule: messenger RNA, 911 nt
Organism: Daphnia carinata
Lineage: Eukaryota; Metazoa; Arthropoda; Branchiopoda; Diplostraca; Daphniidae
Product: ribonuclease H2 subunit C-like
Exons: 3
Coding region: 104-523 (139 amino acids)
Biological process (GO): RNA catabolic process
Cellular component (GO): ribonuclease H2 complex
Source: RefSeq, a predicted model, not a curated record